Acaromyces ingoldii is the source of this 5252-nucleotide messenger RNA. RefSeq lists its product as hypothetical. Bases 96 to 5183 code for a protein of 1695 amino acids. NCBI's taxonomy places the organism in Eukaryota, Fungi, Basidiomycota, Exobasidiomycetes, Exobasidiales, Cryptobasidiaceae. Gene Ontology annotation, molecular function: protein binding; translation initiation factor activity; mRNA binding. Gene Ontology annotation, cellular component: eukaryotic translation initiation factor 4F complex. The transcript is spliced from 3 exons. The record is from RefSeq and is a predicted model, not a curated record.
AAAAUCGACGAAGACCAAUCUCUUCUUUCCUCUCUCUCUGAGACGCUAAAAGGCUGCGUCCCAGCAACGACGCAGAGCACCAGAUUGUGUCAUCCAUGGCUAGCGACGGUUCGAACAACUCCGCGACGGCUUCUCCCGCUGCCGCGUCGACCAACGCUUCCUCUUCCAACAACGCCACAUCAUCUCCAAGUAAUGGCGCAAAGCCCGGCAAUGGCGCGACACCCAACGGCGCUGCUGCUGGAGACGUCAGAGGACAGUCGGCUGUGAGCGUGGCAAAGGGACCAGUGAGCGCAGCAAAAGGUGCCCACUCGAUCAAUUUCGGCUCCGUUCACGAUCAGAAUGCAAUGCUCUCGUCCUCACCUGCCGCACAGCCCAGCUCCGGGCAUCAGCCCGCCAAAUUUGGGAGCCUGACUGCCGCUUCGGGCGAGGGAGGCAAAAAGGUCGUGGGAUUUCCUGGAAAAGGUGGUGAUGCCUCCGAAGGUGGUGGCAGUCACAGCUUGAAGCGGUCCAUGGAUUUCAACAAGCUUUUUCAGGGUGGCGGAAGCAAUUCUCCAUCCGCGACACCUUCCUCAACCUCGGCCACGGCCGCCCCUGCCGCCGCCACUGCAACGACGGCAAACGGAAGCAAUGCGGCAAAUACCUCCGUCGACGCUUCGUCAGCGGGCAGAAAUCCUCCGUCGAAUCUGAGACCGCCAAGUGGUCAAAAUCGGCCCUUUGAGCAGGCGCAAAGAUCUCCCUCUUCCUCCCAUCAUCAGAACGCGAGUGCGAGAAAUCCCUCCAACCCUGCCAGUGGGCCCACCGCUUCCAGUCCAUACCACCACGGAGGGGCUCAACAGCCUCGAUCACCCCCGCUUGCUCAGUCAGGCACGAUGCAACCAUAUCCGUCGAUGGGCGGUGCCCCUCCGCAAUGGCAGCAACAUCAGCAUCCACAGCCUAUGCCAUACUUUCAGCCUGGCUACCCCGGCUAUGGCUACCCUCCAGGGACCCAUCACCCGCAGCAGAUGCACCAGCAGUGGCACGCUCAAGCCGGCUACGACAUGACUGGGCAGAUGCAACCGAGGUCGCCACGGCACAUGGCCGCUUCGCCGAUGGGAGCACCAAACCAAAACGGCAUGGGCCACAACACGCCAUCAAUGUCAUCUGCCACGCCUGGGCUCUCUUCGCCAGCAUCGCAACGGUCUCAGCCUGCGAUGCCUCACACGCCUUCGUCGCAGGCCGGCUCCGUGCCCUCGCCGCAGAACGCGGCGGCUUAUAGCAUGGGCAUGGGUCGGCCUUCUGGCUUUGCCGGCCAGGGCAGCCACUUUGCCACCCACUCGCCUUCGCACUCUUUCAGCAGUGCGAGCGGUGGCCCGCAGAUGAGCCCUACGGCACGCAACUUUGAGUUCGGCAAGCGGACCAGCAGUGCCAUUCGCAUCGUCAACCCAGAGACCAAGGCCACCGUUGAUCCUCGCGCUGCGGGCGAGCAUUCGGCCACCCCACCGCCUCCUGCGGCGUCCUCUGGUCAGUCUACAGCCGGCACCCCAACGGCGGCGUCGUCGACUGGUGCGCAGGGUACACCCACCCCUGCUCAUCCCAGCCCGGCAGCAUCACCGGCACCAGUUGCCAAGCAGGCGGCUGCAUCGCCUGCCAAGCGGCCGGACUCUUCCGCCAAGCUAGAGACCCCAGACUCAUUUAUGGCCCGCGUCAAGGCGGCGGCUGCCGAAAACAAGCGCAAGAAGGAGGCGGCCGAGGAGGAAGAGAGAGCGGCAGCCACCAAGAAGGUUGAGGAUGCGAAGAAGGCAGCCGAACAGGAGGAAGAGGCGCGCAAGCAGAAGGCGCAAGCGGAGGAGGAAGCGGCUAAGAAGAAACAGGAGGAAGAGGAAAAGGCCCAGAGGGAGAAGGAAGAGGACGAGCGCAAGGCAAAAGAGGCUGAGGAGAAGGCAGCAAAGGAGAAGGCAGAGAGCGAGGCCCAGGCAAAGGCGAAGGCGGAAGCCGAAGAGGCAGAGGCCGCGCGACGGAAACAGGAGGAGGCCGACGCUGAGGCUCGCAAGGCAAACGAGGAGGCCGUGAAGAAAGAGAAGGCUGAUGCCGCUGCCUCUGCUGCUUCUUCUGCCGCCUCGGCAGCCGAGCCAAGCAGCGACAAGGACAAGAAGCGACCGCCCGCUCCUAUUGAUACUAGCAAGGCUUCGUCCUCAUCGGAUGAAGAUGCCGGAGCCAAGGCUGUCCCAUCUGUGUCAACCCCCAGCACCUUCCGGAACUCGGCAGCGGACGUCGAGCGCAUGGCCCGUGAGGCUUCGUCAGUUCCCUCGACCCCUCUUGACGCUGGUUCGGCUCGAUUGCCUCCUGUGCCCAGUACCCCACGGACUCCGGGCACACCGGGCUUUGCCAACUUGCCUGCUAAGCCCAUGAGCUCUCUUACUCCCAGCGCCAGUGCUCCUUCUGGCGUUACCUCUGCAGCCGCCGCUGCUGCUGGUGCCAACAACGGCAUCAAACUCGACAGCGAGGCCCUCGAGCGGAGAAAGCGCUCCACUCCCUCGCAGCUCGACGUGACCGCCGCAAACACUCGGCCCACGAGCGACGCUCCCCUCUCGGCACAAUCGACUGCUUUGGGGUCUGCGCGCUUCAUCGACGAUCUCAAGCAAGUGCAAUAUCCCGACAAGAUCCAGUCGCCCAAGCCGGAGCUCAACGAGUCAGCAGAGCCUGGCAAGUUCCGAUACGACCGAGACUUCCUCUUGCAGUUCAUGGGCGUCUACAAGGACAAGCCGAUGGACCUGCCCUCGCUUUCUUCCAUUGGUAUGGACAGCAGCCAGGCCGCUGGUGCACGGGGGAUGCCCGGCCGGAGAGCUUCUGGCAUGGGCCCUCCGUCUGCGCCGGGACGACCUGGUGCUGGCGGCAUCGGCCUGGGCCUUGGUGCUGGAGGUGCCUUUGGCGGUGCCAAGGGCAUGGGUGCCGGAGGUAUGGGCUCAUUCAGCCACCCGCCCAAGACGAGCGAAGAGCGCUUUGCGGCCUCCAAUGCUCGGGGCGGCGGUGCCUUCGGCAGCAGUGGUCCUAUGGGCUCCUUCAAUGCUGGAGCAAGGUCUCAGCCGCUGUCGCGGACGGGAAGUGGAAGCAACGCGCUUCCCUCGCGGGACAUUAUGGGCUCGAGUAUGCCGGCCGGUGGGCGGACAAAGAGUAACCGGGGCAGGCAACGUGAGGCCAACUCACGAGGGCCGCACGUCAACCCUCCUGAAAAGGGCGGUCCAACAAUCCCCAUGGACCAGGUGGCGCCGCUGGCGAUGAGCGAGAACCGAUGGCAGGGCUCGCGUGGCCAGAAUCUCAAGUCUGACUCGCCUGAGAUGGUCAACCGGAAGGUCAAGUCGCUCCUCAACAAGCUCACCGUCGAGAAGUUCGACAGCAUUUCGGACCAGAUCAUCGAGUGGGCCAACAAGUCGGUCAACGAGAGCGACGGCCAGACACUUCGACAAGUCAUUGCCCUCAUCUUCGAAAAGGCUACCGAUGAGGCCCAGUGGUCGGAGAUGUAUGCCCGCCUCUGUCGCAAAAUCAUGGAGAAGCUCGACCCCAACAUUCAGGAUGAGAAUAUCAAGACAAGCGACGACAAGCCCGUCACGGGUGGUCAGCUUUUCCGCAAGUAUCUCAUCAACAGAUGUCAGGAAGAUUACGAGCGGGGCUGGGCGCAGAAGGAUGCAGCCGCUGCAGCAGCCAAGUCCAAGGAGGCAGAGGACCGCGCCAAGCUGGAGCUCAACGAGAAACAGACUGCCGACGCCAAGGAAGCCGAGGCUCGUGGAGAGAAGCCUGCCGACAAGGAGGCAGAGCUCAUGUCCGACGAGUACUACGAGGCGCAGAAGGCCAAGCGGAGAGGACUGGGUCUUGUCCGAUUCAUUGGCGAGCUUUUCAAGCUGCUCAUGAUUACGGAGAAGAUCAUGCACAUUUGCAUUCAGCGGCUGCUGGCCAAUGCGCAGGACCCCGAGGAGGAAGAAAUCGAGAGCUUGUGCAAGUUGCUCUCGACGAUUGGCAAGCAGCUCGACACGGGCAAGAACCAGAGUUACGUCGACAUCUACUUCCAGCGAAUGAAGGAGAUGAACAUCGAGGCCAUGAACUCGAGAAUGCGUUUCAUGCUUCAAGAUGUUAUCGAGCUUCGGCAGCAGAAGUGGAAGCCAAGACACGACAACGCUGCGCCCAAGACGAUCGCCCAAAUCCACGAGGACGCCGCCAAGGCAAAGGCCGAGGCCGAAGCCGAGCAAUACGCGAGGCAGUCUGGCCGCGGUAUGGGCGGGCCUGUCUCUCGGGGCGGAUCGCGUCGUGGCCAGCAGCGCGGCGACUACGGUGGCGCUGUCGGUGUCGAUGGAUGGAGCACCGUCGGAGGCAACCAACCGCCACCGCCACCACGUCAGGCCAAGGCCGGAGAUCUGUCCGGCUUUGGAAAAGGUAUUGACCGCUCUUCGACUGCCGGCAAGCCAUUUGCCGUGGGUCCCCAGAGCGUCUUUGCCAAGAAGAACCAGCGAGGCUCUGAGGACGGGAGCAACCCGCCGUCGAGGACGAACUCGACCACGAACAUGUUCUCGCUUCUCAACCAGCAGAGCGGAAAUGAGGGUGGUGAUGGCGCCGCUGGUCAGGCAGCUGACGACGGUGCAAGUGCCCGACCGAAGCUCAACUUGGCGCCGCGGACAAAGCCUCUGCCCGAGUCAUCUGCAGCAGACGACAAGAAGGCAGAAGGGGAGGAGGAUGCGAAGCUCGAAUCAGGUGCAGAGGCUGAUGAAGCCGACAUCUCCGAUGAAGAGGCCAAGCGUAAGAUCACAAACGACGUCAAGGAGUUCCUCGAGAUCAAGGACAUCUCCGAGGGUCGCAUGGCCCUCGAGUCGUUGCCUUCGAAGCGGAGACACGAAUUCCUGUCGAGCAUCGCAGAUGUCGCAUUGAACAAACACGAGGACGAGGUGCGGCUGGUCGGCGAGCUGCUUGCGUCGAGCCGCAAAGAGGGUCUGUUGGUCGACGAGAUGGUCGAGCAAGGGUUCAAGGAUCAAGUCGAAUUCCUCGACGACGUCUCGAUUGACGUGCCAAAUGCGUACAGCUACAUGGCUAUUCUCCUCGUUCAAUCAGGCUUGCCGAGAGAAAAGAUCGACACAUUGGCCAAGACGAUCCAAGGCGAGGGCCUCAAGCCGCCCAGCGAAAGGCUGAUGCAAAAGGUCGACGAAGAGUUGGCCCAGUGAUUCUCGUCACACACACAAAAAUGGGUGAAAGACCGCAGCUCGCCCGCUUCCCCUCUUUCUUGACAAUAC